Molecule: messenger RNA, 1503 nt
Organism: Suillus paluster
Lineage: Eukaryota; Fungi; Basidiomycota; Agaricomycetes; Boletales; Suillaceae
Product: major facilitator superfamily domain-containing protein
Exons: 6
Coding region: 1-1503 (500 amino acids)
Biological process (GO): transmembrane transport
Molecular function (GO): transmembrane transporter activity
Source: RefSeq, a predicted model, not a curated record
AUGGACACUGCCGAUUGUCCUCGUACAGAAAGCGAGACCACGCCUCUGAUCCCUGAAGGUGCCUCGAAAAGGUCCAAAACGCCUCUCCCAAAAUUCCAGAUGGGCAUAAUUUUGGUACUGCAACUUGUGGAACCUAUGACAUCGAUGUCAAUAUUCCCGUACAUCAAUCAGCUCAUUAGAAAUCUUGGCAUCACUGGAGGCGAUGAUGCGGCUGUGGGAUAUUAUGCUGGAAUAAUCGAAUCUCUGUUCUUUGUCGCGCAGGCACUGAUGGUGCUGAGGUGGAGUCGGUUGUCCGACCGCAUUGGACGCAAACCAGUGUUAGCCAUUGGACUAUUAGGAACUUGCAUUUCGAUGCUGUGUUUUGGCCUCUCCACGACCUUCUGGAGCCUUGUCGUUAGCCGCUGCAUAUGCGGUGCACUGAACGGUAACAUUGGAGUCUUGAGAACUACGAUGGCUGAAUUGACGGACUCUACCAAUAUGGCUCAGGGAUCUGCCUUGUUGCAGGUCUUCUGGAGGGUUGGAACCUUUGUUGGCCCUUUAAUUGGCGGAAUGCUCGCGCGUCCACAAGAUAACUGGCCCAGAUUAUUCGCUCAUGCAUUUUGGAGCAAAUACCCAUACUUUCUGCCUUGCGCAGCGUGUGCUUGUAUCGUUGUCUCGGCCUAUGUGAUGUUGUUAUUUUUCGAAGAAACAUUAUCAACCAAACGUCGGUCAAAGUUGAUAUCAACUUCCUUCGGCGUUCCAAGCGGAGCCGACAUUGAGGAUCGUGAAAUGCUUGCGCAAAAAUCCAUGGCAGUUACGCCCAUGCGAUCUCUCCUCACGCCAACUAUUGUCAUUCCAAUUGCAAACUUCGCCUUGCUAGCUUUCCUUGACAUUUCCCUCCGGACUCUGAUGCCGUUGUUCUUCUCGAUGCCUAUGCACCUCGGUGGCCUUGGUUUUAGUCCUUCUUCCAUUGGCUCGUGGCUGGCAUUGCUUGGGAUUGCGGACUGUGUCUUACAAGCUCUGUUCUUCGCCAAGAUCGUCAAUUGGCUUGGUCCAAAGCGUCUAUUCUGCAUGGCAGUGUCGUGCUUUCCGCCAGUCAUGCUUGUGUUUCCGAUCGUGUCGUGGCUUGUACACACAAGGGGGUUUGUUGAUCAUGCAAUCACGUUUCUAUUACUUGGCCAACUUGUUCUAACACUUAUAUGGAGUAUGGCAUUUGGUGCGCGUCACAAUGAAACCGACCUGUCUUCACAAGUAACCGACUUUAUUACAGCGACUGUCUUCAUGUUUAUUACGGCUUCUGCUCCUGCAAAGAACGUUCUUGGCGCGAUCAAUGGUCUUGGCCAAACCUCUGCGUCAGUGGCUCGUGCCAUUGGGCCCGCCUUAGCGACUUCGCUCUUCGCAUUUUCAAAAGAACACAACCUUCUCAAUGGAAACGCCGUAUUUGUCGUUUUGAUUGUGUUGGCUAGUGUGUUGAGGUGGUUGGGGUCGCAGCUGCCAGAUGAACUACAAGAUAGGGAUGAAUAA